ACGAUAUGCGAUGCUAUGAAACUUUUAUUUGUUUUGAUCUUUAACUGACAGUAACAUUACAAUGAACAAUUUUCUUUUCUUAAAAUAACAUGGAGCGUUACCCAGGUGGGAACGAAUAAUAGACUAGAUAUAUUUUAAACCCUGUACGAUUGCUUUUUGAGAAAUUUGGAACAAAAUAUAUACAAUAUAUAUACUACAUAUUUUUCCUCUUUUUGGUCAUUAGCCUAAAUAACUUACAAUAGUUUAAUAAUUAAGGCAAUGUGCCAAACUUCACUUCUUAGGUUCAUACCCAUUAUGUAUUAUUAAGAACAGUUUUUGUUCUCAUUUGUUUAGACAACAUGGAGAAUGGUUGGUAUUUUCCAUCAUCCUUUGAAGCUUGGAAGCAGCAUGGUACUGAUGAAGUCCUUGGUAUUGAAACUGAAAUUGAAAGUGGUUUGAUAACAAAUGAUCUUCUUGUUAGCCAACCUCUUCAAUCUGAAGCAAACACUAAACCAAAGAAAAAGAAGAAACGAAGACCUCGAAGUGUUUCGUACGAAACUUUUCAUGACAAAUACUCUCUCAGCUCUCAAGUUCUUGGACGAGGUGCAAAUUCUUUGGUGUCUUUGGCAACAGACAAAGACCAAAAACAGUAUGCUGUGAAGAUUAUUGAUAAAUUUGAAGGCUAUGACAGAUGUAGAGUAUUGCGAGAAAUUGACUUACUUCAUUUCUUGGGAGAAUGUCCAAAUAUCUUGCAGUUGGUUGACUUUUAUGAGGAAGAGGACAAAUUUUAUCUUGUCUUUGAACGCAUGGAAGGUGGUCACUUGUUGAAACAUAUAGAGAGGAAAACCUAUUUCACUGAAAGAGAGGCUAGUUUGGUUGUAAAUGAUAUUGCUACUGCAUUAAAAUUUCUUCACGAUAAAGGAAUUGCUCAUCGUGAUUUAAAGCCUGAUAAUAUUUUAUGUAUUAAUGCUGACAGUAUUGUGCCAGUUGUUAUUUGUGAUUUUAAUCUUGCAAGUGGAAUAUCAAUGGUUGGUAGUGCUACAACUCCUGAACUAUAUACACCGGUUGGUUCAGCAGAAUAUAUGGCACCAGAGAUUGUCGACGCAUUUGUUGGAGAUGCACCAGCGUAUGAUAAAAGAUGCGAUCUGUGGAGUUUAGGAGUUAUUUUAUAUAUCAUGUUAAGCGGUCGGCCUCCAUUUGAAGGGGACUGUGGACGAGACUGCGAAUGGAAAGAUGGCGGAUCAUGCAGCGAGUGUCAAUCUUUACUUUGGCAUGGUAUAUUGGAUGCAGAUUAUGCCUUUCCAGAUGAAGGUUGGAUGAACGUAUCGUUGGAAGCGAAAGAUCUCAUUUCACAUUUGCUGGUGAAAGAAGCUUCGAAGAGAUAUUCGGUUGAUUCAGUUUUAUCACACCCGUGGCUUAAAAUGGCUAGUGAUAACCAGCUCAACACCCCUGACGUAUUAUCAAGUGAAUCUAUUACACACCGACUGAGUACGGUGACGUCCGAAGCUGUAGCCUAUCGCCGCAUUAUAUCUGAGCGACAAAACAGCAGCGAUGAAGAACACCACGUGAUCACAAGAUGGAGCACUCCUCCGAAAUUUGGACUUUCUCCGCCUGGAAAUUCACGACUUGCAAAAAGACGAUCGCUAAAAAAUAAACUUAACUCGUUAUCUCUAACAAAUAUUAGAACAGAAAAUAAAUCAGAUUCAGCUAACACCACCCCUAUUCAGUCCCCCAGUGUUGGUGCAAUAAUUGAACAACUAUUCGAAAAACAGUCAGAUCAAAAUGAUAAAAGUUCGGCUGCCGUACACGAAGACAUGAGGGCGGUUAUUAAAAGCCUUAAAAACGGACUAUUAUUAGACUUGUCUCCCGAAGAGAACUCGUCUCAUGGCAAUACUCCCGUUGCGACGCCCAGAAUGGUUGGUCCGUCAGAAAAUAUUUUGCCGCCCUAAAAAAGUAUGGAACGAAUAUCAUAACUUAGUAACGGUGUCUACUUUCCAACUCAACACAUCAAAACAAAGUUGACUAUUACACUCAAUACUUAUUCCAUUAUUUCCCCUGUUUGCUUUAUAACUCGUUUAACCAGAUACUUGGAUUACGACUCGCUUAACCCUCUUGAUGAAAAAACCAGUUAUACCGUUAAACCGGAAUAUUGGCGAAAUUUAAUUAUUUUAUAAAUGAUAUUACUUUUAAUUUUUCCAAAUAAUUUUUAGACAGUGAGAUUUAUAUACAUUGAGUUUAAAAACUCUGGUGUUGUUUUAGCCAAUGACUUUUAUUGGUUUUGUUGUUUAUAUAUGAAUCACUUCAUUUAUUUA
This is a messenger RNA of Hydractinia symbiolongicarpus, 2291 nucleotides long. RefSeq names its product MAP kinase-interacting serine/threonine-protein kinase 1-like. Gene Ontology annotation, cellular component: cytoplasm; nucleus. Gene Ontology annotation, molecular function: calmodulin binding; calcium/calmodulin-dependent protein kinase activity; ATP binding. NCBI's taxonomy places the organism in Eukaryota, Metazoa, Cnidaria, Hydrozoa, Anthoathecata, Hydractiniidae. The coding region runs from base 339 to 1928 and encodes 529 amino acids. The record is from RefSeq and is a predicted model, not a curated record. The transcript is spliced from 13 exons. Gene Ontology annotation, biological process: protein autophosphorylation; peptidyl-serine phosphorylation; intracellular signal transduction.